CGUUUUUUUUCUGGGUUUUUAAGAGACGGAGCUCCAUAAUUGUUCUCCAACUUUGAUAUUUGAUUGUAAUUUUUUCCUUUCUUGGGUUAUUUUUUGUUAUAUUCAGUGUUCAGUGUGUUUGAAUUGAUGGAUUUGGGGUGUGCGUUUUCUGGGGGGAAUUUUCUGUAAUUGUAGCUACCCUAUUGUGUUGUAAAACGAGAUAAAUAGACAAAUAAGAAGGUAAAGGAGUUGAUUUUGUGUGGAGAAUUUGGAAGCAGGGUGUUUAUUGUUAUGGUUCCUAGUUAAAGAUUAUGAUUUUUGUGCUUGUGAUAACUAGGCAGCUAAGUAUUAAUCUUUUCCAUUUUCAUUGUUAUCUUUCUCUGGACUUGUUUUAUAUAUGUAUUCAAUUUAAUUCAUUUGAAAUUUUUAAUUGGAACUAGGCUAUUGCAGGCUAUGUUGAACCCUUAAGUGUCAAUUUUGUUCGAAGGCUGCUGCCGCCAAUUUUUAAGAUUGGUGAUUAGUCUAGGCCUUCUGUCAGAUUUUACGUUCUUUGCUACAGAGUAACAAGUUUAAAUACCUGAGCAUUUCUAUAGCUUGCACGUCACUUCCACUUUUAAUGCCUCCGGUUAUUACUUAAUUUUCAUUGUGUUACCAUGAUAAACAGUUUCCAGGUGCACAUCCUGGGUUGAUCUUACUGGUAAUUGCUGCCUUUUUUUUUUCUUUUUCCUGCUGUGAGUCGUAUAGAUGCUCAGAUUAAUUUGGCUAAAAGGGUUGCUUGUUUAAGCAAAAUUUCUUUUGGUGGAAUGGAUGCCCUGAUGAAAUUAAUGCAGGAUUAAGUACUAAGACAGCGAGAAAGAUUCAAGGGAGAAGUGAACAAACACAUCUAACGGUUAACGUUUUAGUAUCUCGUCAACUGCUUUUGUUAGUUCCGUGUUUACAACUGUGUUGUUAGUUUCAAAUUUGUUGGCAUCACUAUGGAACUGGAAUCAUGAAUUAUCUUUAUAUGUUAUUUGCUUGCGGCUGCAGGUUACAAGGUUUAGAAGCUGGCUUUUGAUCAAAUCAUUUGCCAUUCAACACAAUUGAUAAUUACUAUGGUGCUGGGCCAUGUUACCUUGUAGCAAGAUAUGUUUUGUCUUGAUUGCAUCUGUUCAACAAUUUUCAACAGAUAGUUUUGAGCAGGUUUGCAGUAAAUGUCAUUUUCACAACCAUCCCUUCUCGGAGCAAAGACUCAGGAUUGCAUUCCAUAUACAUACUUACUAAGAGGGAACUAACAUGCUAGCAGCUGCCCAGAUUCGCCCAGCCAUUCACAUCUCUGAUAGAAGUAGCUCUAUCAACCUAAGUUGUCCAGGAAAGAUUACAUUUUUGCAUCUCAGGCAACUUACCCAGAAAGUCUGUUUAUCUGAGGCGGCUAGGACUCACAGCCUUGUCAAACAAAGCAAGUUUUUUGUUCUAAAUACAGAAGAUGGUCAUCCAAGUGCCGCGGUGUCUGAAGAAGAAGCCAGUGAAGUUCCAGUAUUGAACAAUGAAUCAAUUACAUUCCUGAGUCAAUGGUCACCUCCUAGGUACUUAUGGAGAGGAUUAUCUGUUCUAAUCUUGACGGGUCAGGUGAUCAUUAGGACCAUGAAGUGCAAAAUUCACUGGAAAAACACCCUCCAACAACUAGAGAGAGUCGGACCCAAAUCACUUGGUGUCUGUCUCUUGACCUCGGCUUUUGUUGGCAUGGCCUUCACCAUCCAAUUUGUGAGGGAAUUUACCAGAUUGGGGCUGAAUAGAUCUGUUGGCGGUGUUUUGGCCCUCGCCUUUGCAAGGGAGCUGAGUCCCGUCGUCACGUCAAUUGUUGUUGCAGGACGUAUUGGAAGUGCCUUUGCUGCAGAAUUAGGCACAAUGCAGGUAUCUGAGCAAACUGACACAUUGAGAGUUCUUGGAGCAGAUCCGGUUGAUUAUCUGGUGACCCCAAGAGUGCUAGCUUCCUGUAUUGCCCUUCCAUUUUUAACUCUGAUGUGUUUUACGGUAGGGAUGGCAUCAAGUGCACUCCUAGCCGAUGGUGUUUAUGGCAUCAGCAUCAACAUUAUCUUAGAUUCUGCUCAAAGAGCUCUCAAAUCAUGGGAUAUAAUCAGCGCAAUGAUAAAGUCGCAGGUCUUUGGCGCAAUAAUCUCUGUUGUGAGCUGUGCAUGGGGUGUUACCACUUUGGGAGGUGCCAAAGGCGUUGGAGAGUCGACUACGUCAGCCGUGGUUGUCUCUCUUGUUGGAAUCUUUAUUGCAGAUUUCGCCCUCUCUUAUUGCUUCUUCCAAGGAGCUGGAGAUUCACUGAAGAAUUGUAUGUAAUAAUCAUAGAGCUUCCCUUAGCUUUUGUAGUCCAUAGUACACCUCCCUUUUUGUCUGAAUGUCUAAGAGAACACCUUUUCAUCAAAAUAUGCUAUUGAAUAUCGGAAUUCAAUUUUUUCGGACCAAUUUAUAAUCUACUCCUGUUUUUUUUGA
Molecule: messenger RNA, 2457 nt
Organism: Sesamum indicum (sesame)
Lineage: Eukaryota; Viridiplantae; Streptophyta; Magnoliopsida; Lamiales; Pedaliaceae
Product: protein TRIGALACTOSYLDIACYLGLYCEROL 1, chloroplastic
Biological process (GO): phospholipid transport
Cellular component (GO): ATP-binding cassette (ABC) transporter complex
Source: RefSeq, a predicted model, not a curated record